GCUUCGCGCCUGCGUGUUCCCACCUUCACCUGCUGAAACCCCAUGGAAUAGACCUGCCAAGGGCUACAACAGUCUUCUUUGCCGGGCCAAUCCUAUUAAAGGGUGGGUUUGACUCGUAAACCAAUCAAAGGGGUGGAGUUUUCUCCGGCCUGGAUCCGGUGGUGGAGGCCUGUGACCCGGCUCGCGCUCCAGCGCGCGGGAGAACGCAUCCAGCGUAUUCCCAAGAUCCAGCUGCCCACCCCUCGAUUCCGCUCGCCGGCUACAGCAGCGGCGCCCACUUCCGGAGGUAUCCGGUCAGCGGGUUGCGGAGGAUCGUGCGGGUAGCAAAGAUUGGGCAAGUGCUUCUGUGGCCCCAGCCGGCAUCCAGAACAUACAUCAUUGUUAGAACAAUCACCCUGCAGCUAGCUGGAAUAAAAGGGCAUAUCAGCUGCAAAUGGAUAGAAGAAUCUGGUAUUUGUGAAGACAGAGUUCCAGGACUUCUACCUGGAGCUACAUCCUCUAGAAGUCCCUGUUUGAAGCACCAACCCCAUCCAACCAGUCACAACUGUGUGUGGUGUUUCUUGGAAACUUAAACACGGAUUCCUUCAGAAGUUCCACAGUGAGCAGAAAACUACAGAGACUGGCUACUGAAUAGGUUGUCCACAUGAUAGCCUCCUCUCUGGCCUUGCUUAGCACAUUUACCAAAGAGCAGUAACUGAGUGCUGGAUGUUACUCAUUCAUGCUUACCACCUACAGGGACUGCAGAGGGAUUUGUCAGACCCAGCUUCAUUAAGAACCACCCUCUAAGGACCUCCAUAGGGGGCUUCCCAUAGAGACAGGUGCUCUGCCCAGGAUCUCCACUGCCUUAGGUCCUACGUGGACACCUUCACAACUGAGACGAUUAGUGUUUCUUCACCUGCCUGUAAUCCACAUAGCAACUGGAAAAUUCUGCCUUCUGCUAUUUUUUGUUCCUGUGGUUUUUUUUGGUUUGUUUGUUUACUUUUGGGUAGGAAGAGUUUUAACAACUACUUUAAUUCCUUUAGUAGCUAAAGGGCUGUUCACGGUUUCUUUUUCUUCUUGAGUCAAUUUUGGUAAGUUAUUGUUUUAUAGGAAUUGGUUCAUUUUGUCAUCUCAAGUUUAUAGGCAUAAAGUUCCCUUGGCUUUUUUUUUUAUUCUCUGCUGUAUAUAAUCUGUAGUUAUGUCUCCUUUUUCAUUGCUUAUAUUGGUUAUUUGUGCCUUCUCACUUUUUUUCUUGAUCAAUCUCACCAGAGGUUUGUCUAUUUUAUUAGUUUUUUCAAAGAACCAACUUUUGGCUUUGUUGCUUCUCUCAAUUGUAUCUUUGUUUUCUAUUUCUUUAAUUUCUGCUCUUAUCUUUUUUGAUCUCCUUCCUUCCACAUUUUUUGGAUUUAUUCUGUUGUUCUUUUUCUAAUGUUUUAGACACUGAGGAUAUUAAUUUUUAGCCUUGUUUUCUCAUUUGUGCAUUUAAUGCUAUAUUAAUUUCCCUCCAGAUACUGCUUUUCUAUAAGUUCAGAUAUGUCAUAUUUCAUUAUUGUUCGGUUCCAAGUACUUCAACAUUUCCAUCAUGGUUACUUCUUUGACCUGUGCAUUACAUAGAAGUGUGUUUUUAUAUUUCUAAAUGUUUGCAUAUUUAAAAUUAAUCUUAUUAUUAUUGAAAUUUAUCUUAAUUGCAGUGUGGUCAGAGGAUGUGAUCUGUGUGAUAAUAACUUUGAAAUUUAUUGAGACUUGUUUUAUGGCUUAGUAUGUGAUCUAUAUUUUUGAAUGUUUCCUAUGUACUUUAUAAGAAUGUAUGUUCUCUAAUUGUUCAAUACAGAGUUCUACAUAUGUCUUAUCAAGUUCAAAUUUUCUAUAUCUAUACUAAUUAUACUAAUUAUUUUGAU
Molecule: messenger RNA, 1877 nt
Organism: Talpa occidentalis (Iberian mole)
Lineage: Eukaryota; Metazoa; Chordata; Mammalia; Eulipotyphla; Talpidae
Gene: KANTR
Product: KANTR integral membrane protein
Exons: 3
Coding region: 1178-1408 (76 amino acids)
Source: RefSeq, a predicted model, not a curated record